CGCUCCUGGAGCGUGACCCCUUGCUCCUCGCCCCGAGGCCUGUGGCGAGCCGGUCCGUUGGGGCAGAACCAUGGACGAAAAACCUUUCGGAGCGUCUUUGGGCAGCCGAGCCUCAGACAUGUCGAGCCCAGAGGACAUCCGGAAUCUGUCAGACAUGUCGAGCCCAGAGGACAUCCGGAGUCUGUGGACCAGGGCCACGCUGUCGCAGCCGAAGCUGAAUAUGCCGCGGUCCAGUGUUUGCGAGGACUCGGACGUGGAGGGCAGCAGCGUCAGCAGCAAGUCUCACCCGUGGUACAACCAGCAGGCCAGAGGCGACUCGGACGGUGUUUGGGAAGAAUGGGGUAUCAGAGAGGACAAGGACAGUUUCAAAGAGGAGGAUCUGGACAAGCCCUCCGCGCUGGCGCUGGAGCUAAGUCGGGCCCGCUCCCUGGGAAGCCAUUUAGAGAAGCAGGACGGCGAUUCCAAGGAGUCCAAGACGGACACCGAAAUGACUUCCUCAGAGUCAUCGCUCAAUAUCUCAAAGCACACACCUCAUCGAGCCUACUGGAUGGAGCAGCAGAACAGGCUGCCACUGCCUCUGAUGGACCUCAUGGAGAAUGAAGCUCUGGAAAUCCUCACCAAAGCCCUCAGGAGCUACCGGUCAGGGAUUGGCUGGGACCACUUCCUGACCAAGCAGCUGCAGCGAUACAUCGAGGGGCUCAGGAGGCGCCGGAACAAGAGGCUGCGCCUCUUGAUGCACUGAGAACACCGCCUGGGGCUCGGGCUGGAGUGACAAGACAGCCCGGCUCCAGUCCCUGGGCCCCCGGCCCGUGCCCAGACACAAGCCCGACCCUGUCCACAUGGAAUUUGAGUCCUAGAGAAAUAAAAGACUCUGUGCACGGUC
Molecule: messenger RNA, 883 nt
Organism: Mustela lutreola (European mink)
Lineage: Eukaryota; Metazoa; Chordata; Mammalia; Carnivora; Mustelidae
Gene: CATSPERZ
Product: catsper channel auxiliary subunit zeta
Exons: 5
Coding region: 71-742 (223 amino acids)
Biological process (GO): sperm capacitation; flagellated sperm motility
Cellular component (GO): sperm principal piece; CatSper complex
Source: RefSeq, a predicted model, not a curated record